This is a messenger RNA of Sphaeroforma arctica JP610, 867 nucleotides long. RefSeq lists its product as hypothetical. The record is from RefSeq and is a predicted model, not a curated record. NCBI's taxonomy places the organism in Eukaryota, Ichthyosporea, Ichthyophonida. The coding region runs from base 1 to 867 and encodes 288 amino acids. The transcript is spliced from 2 exons.
AUGUCGUCUGUUGUACAGGCAAUUCGCUUGAGUAUACUAUGUGCAGCCACGGCAAGCGCGCUCACCCUUGGCCCUACCGAUGACAUAGUCACUGCAAUUGAGGGGACCAGUGACAGUGAGGUGAAUUUGGAGUCAGGGUCAUAUAUACUUUUUCGUCCGAUCGUGUUGGAUAGGCCGAUGUCAAUCAUAGGUGAUGAGAACGGAGACACGCUUAUUAGUGUGGGAUCGGGUAUCGAAUCAUUCAUCGAGACAACCCUAUACAAUGGGAUAAAACUCCAGUACAUAACUUUAAAUAGCGGACUCGGACAAUUCCAGAUCGAUGUAAUUGAUCCCGAUAUGAGAGAUGGAGAACUUAAGAUUCUAAGCGACCUUGGUCCAUGGUAUAACACUCGUAUUUUGGAAGACUUUCACAUUCAGGACUGCUCACUUUCACGAGACAUGGUAGGGAAUCCUGGAAGAGAGGCUUUAGCGUCACCAUCAGUGUAUAUUCGUCCUGACUGUAGGUUUCAAAUAGAGAACAGAAUCGAAUUCCAAAAAAUUGGGACUUGUGGUGUGCUGAGGAGGAAGGAAGGCACCGUAAAUUCGUACUUCAUUAAACUUGAGGCGAGCAUGACAGAGUAUGUCACCACCGUGUACGGAGAUACAAAGCUCCGGGUGCCAUUAAAUCGAGAGGGAAAUGCGGUGACUUAUAUAUCCGCACAAAUUGAUACUCAAUCAGGUGUGCAAGCCAGUAUAUCAGCUUUAUAUCAAAGAUUCAGUGUAGAUUGUGCCAUAAUACGACUGGAACGACCCGCCGUUAACAAAGAUCCCGUAGACGAUUGGACAGAGGUGAGUAUUCAUUUCAGAGCACAAGCGGAUACUAAAUAG